CAGUCUGGCUAGCUGGUUCAGAAUCGGAUGAGAGGGAUUUUCCGGAGCGACUAUGUUAAAUAUUUCGAUAGAAGCAAUGGUUAUCUCUUGCAGCCACAAGGGUUCUGUCCUGGUCCUCCGGGCUGGGGGGUGAAGCGGACGCCUCCAGGAGGUGGUAUUAUCAUUCAAGGGAUGACCAUGGGACCAAUGAACAGUGAGGCAUUCAAGACUGCAUUAGCAAAUGGAAUUCUGGCUGGACUGAAUAAUUCAGUAUACGUAUUUGCUGGUGUGGGAGUCAUUGCCCUCAUAAUUAUUAUAAUUGGAGGAUGGGAGCUUAGGAAGAUCAUCCGAAAAUCCAAACUUCCUGAUGAGGAGCAACCAAACAUCAGCCCCGUCAUUAGGAAAGCUUCUCUGGAAAAGGAGAAGAGGAUAACAAAGAAAAGAAAGAAAGAAAGGAAGGAGAAAAAAGAGGUGGAACAGAAGGAGGAAGUGGAGGAGGUUAAGGUGCAGGAGAAGAAGGCUGAACAAUCAGGGGAAGCUCCAAUUGAAACCAGAGAGAAAGCAGUACAGACAGACGGCACUCAAAAAAUAAAAUGGCAACUUUUAGAGUUUUGGAUAAAUAAAGACCUAGAAGUACAGAGACGGCGAGAGGAAGAACUAAGGGAGGAGGAGGAGUUCUUUAGCUGAGUUUACAUCAGAGCCCCUCUCUAAUAUCUACCAGAGCUACGUGUACCAGCCAGAGCUCUGCCUCUUCUGCCAGUCCUGUGUGUCCAUAUGUACCACCCCUGAGAAACCAUCUUGUAUUGUCAUCCUUCUUAUCUCUACAUCUUAUUGGGAAUUACCCAUGGUUACUAAUUAAUAAAAAUAGACCAAGUCAA
Bombina bombina (fire-bellied toad) is the source of this 857-nucleotide messenger RNA. RefSeq lists its product as uncharacterized. The transcript has 8 exons. NCBI's taxonomy places the organism in Eukaryota, Metazoa, Chordata, Amphibia, Anura, Bombinatoridae. Bases 28 to 666 code for a protein of 212 amino acids. The record is from RefSeq and is a predicted model, not a curated record.